Molecule: messenger RNA, 2130 nt
Organism: Glycine soja
Lineage: Eukaryota; Viridiplantae; Streptophyta; Magnoliopsida; Fabales; Fabaceae
Product: G-type lectin S-receptor-like serine/threonine-protein kinase At1g67520
Exons: 8
Coding region: 1-2130 (709 amino acids)
Biological process (GO): protein phosphorylation
Molecular function (GO): ATP binding; protein serine/threonine kinase activity
Source: RefSeq, a predicted model, not a curated record
AUGAAACUUUCUCCUUUCCUUAUUUUUGCAUGGUUGUGUUUGCGAACAACAACACAUGCAACAACAGCAAGAGACAGUUUGAGGCCAGGUGAAAUGCUUAAUAACUCAAGCAUUUUAACAUCAGCACAAAAAAAAUUCUCUCUAAAAUUCGCCACAAUUGAAAUACCCAACACCUCCCUCAACACCUACUUGGUUAUAGACCGCGCAAACACCACUGGCAAUGUUGAUUGGAUUGGCAACAGAAACGACCCUCUUGCGUACAAUUCUUGUGCACUAACACUGAACCAUUCUGGUGCUUUGAUCAUCACACGCCACAACGGGGACUCCAUUGUCCUCUAUUCUCCUGCUGAGGCCACCAACAGAACCAUUGCCACACUUUUGGAUUCAGGGAACUUUGUUUUAAAAGAAAUUGAUGGCAAUGGUUCUACUAAGAAUGUGCUGUGGCAGAGUUUUGACCACCCUGAAUUUGUUUUGUUGCCAGGAAUGAAGUUAGGUGUCAACAAAAAAAGUGGCAUGUCUUGGCUUGUUAAGGCAUCAAUUUCUAGAGCCAAGCCUGCUUCAGGUUCGUUUACUCUUGAAUGGGAACCAAGGGAAGGGCAACUGGUCAUAAAGAGGCAAGGGCAGGUAUAUUGGGCAAGUGGGUUGCUGAGAAAUAAGAGAUUUGAGCACAUUCCAGAGGAAGUUCAGCUCAUGUAUGAAUACAACAUUGUGUCCAAUGAGGAAGAAGAGUCAUUCAGCUACACAACCCCAAAUGGUGUAUCACAAUGGGUGUUAUUUCACAAUGGUCAGCUAAAGGACACAACUAGGGGAAGUGAGAUUGCUAGAGCUGACACAUGUUAUGGCUACAACACCGAUGGUGGUUGCCAGAGAUGGGAACAACCCACAUGUAGGAAGAAAUCAGAUCAAAGAGAUAUGAAGAAGUCGAUUCGUGUUCAUUUUGCUGCAGCAGUAGCGUCACUUGUAAUUGUCAUUACCUCCAUUGGCAUUUUCUACAUAAUAUUAAGGAGAAGAAAAUCUGCACUGAAAGAUAACACAACCAGAACUGAAAAUAAAAUGCUGAAAUUAGUGGCUUUGGAUAGAUAUGCUGUUAGUAAACAUCAUUGUGAAGUAAAGAAGAGGAGUGAUUCAAGAGUCUUCAGCUAUGCAUCAAUCAUUGCCAUGACAAACAGGUUCUCUGUAGAAAACAAGUUAGGAGAAGGGGGUUUUGGACUAGUAUACAAGGGAAAAUUGCCAACAGGAGAAGAUGUGGCAAUAAAAAGACUAUCAAAAGGUUCAAGGCAAGGAGUUAUAGAGUUCAAAAAUGAGUUAAACCUCAUAUCUCAACUCCAACACAUGAAUGUUAUUCAGAUAUUGGGUUGUUGCAUCCAUGGAGAAGAGAGGAUGUUAAUCUAUGAGUACAUGGCUAACAAGAGCUUGGACUUUUUUUUAUUUGAUCGAACUAGAAAAAUGCUACUAGAUUGGAAGAGACGUUUCAAUAUAAUUGAAGGAAUUGCUCAAGGAUUGCUCUAUCUCCAUAAGUAUUCAAGAUUGAAAGUAGUUCACAGAGAUUUGAAAGCUAGUAACAUACUUCUUGAUGAAAACAUGAAUCCUAAAAUUUCAGAUUUUGGCACGGCAAGAAUUUUCAGCCCUCAAGAAUCAGAAAUAAAUACUGAACGAAUUGUUGGAACAUAUGGUUACAUGUCGCCUGAGUAUGUCACGAGGGGAAUUUUCUCAAUCAAAUCAGAUGUCUAUAGUUUUGGAGUCUUAAUACUUGAAAUUGUUAGUGGUGGAAGAACCAACAGCUUCUACAGUGGUGAACGCCAAUGCAAUCUAAUAGGACAUGCUUGGGAACUUUGGCAACAAGGCAAAGGACUAGAACUAGUGGAUCCAACUAUAAGGGAUUCAUGCAUUGAAGACCAAGCAUUAAGGUGCAUUCAUGUUGGUCUUCUAUGUGCAGAAGAUAAUGCAGUUGAUAGGCCAACCAUAUCAGACAUCAUAAACAUGUUGACAAGUGAAUAUGCACCUUUUCCUCUUCCUAGAAGACCAGCAUUUUACAGUAGAAGAAUGCCUAAUGAGGAAUGCAGAUGUACCAAAGGUUCUGAAUGUUAUUCAGUGAAUGGUUUGUCUAUUUCCAACGUAGUAGCAAGAUAA